Molecule: messenger RNA, 3157 nt
Organism: Anastrepha ludens (Mexican fruit fly)
Lineage: Eukaryota; Metazoa; Arthropoda; Insecta; Diptera; Tephritidae
Gene: ras
Product: inosine-5'-monophosphate dehydrogenase
Exons: 6
Coding region: 404-1996 (530 amino acids)
Biological process (GO): GTP biosynthetic process
Cellular component (GO): cytoplasm
Molecular function (GO): IMP dehydrogenase activity
Source: RefSeq, a predicted model, not a curated record
AAGCAACACGUGGGGUUUGCAAAAGUGCUCAUUUAGUGUGGAGCAUUUGAGUGAGACGCAUUUUGAGACGGACGGUCAGUAAUUUAUUAAAAAAAUGUGAAUUGUUUUUAAUUUACUGUGUGGAACUUGCAUUUUUAACAAAUUUGUAGAAGUAUAUAUAUAACUUGUGGCUAAUUCCGAAUAUUAUACGAGUGGUACAUCUGGAAAUUUUCCACCGGCAUUCAAGCGGCUGCAGGCAAAUUUUGAAGCAUUUUGCGCACUUGAUUUGACGAGCAAAAAGAAACAUUUUGCCAAAUUUUCGAUAAAAAGAAGAGUUUAUUUACCUGUGUCAAUUAACAUAUAUAUACAUACAUAUUUUAAUUAGUGCCAAACGUUUUUGUUCGUUUCACACGAUCUUAUAACAAUGGAAACAGCAACAAACGAUGUUACCACCAAUGGCUUUGAAAGUUCGUCGGUGAAAAGUGUAGCUACAAGAGUUAAUGGAGACGAACUGCAGGAUGGCCUUUCAUGUACUGAACUUUUCGCUGGCAGUGAUGGAUUGACUUACAAUGACUUUCUUAUCUUGCCCGGCUAUAUUGAUUUCGCCGCUGAGGAAGUAGAUCUGAGUUCACCUUUAACAAAAGAUAUAACAUUGCGUGCACCACUAGUCUCAUCGCCUAUGGAUACUGUCACCGAGUCAGAUAUGGCUAUUGCAAUGGCACUCUGCGGUGGCAUUGGUAUUAUCCAUCACAACUGCACACCGGAAUAUCAAGCGAAUGAGGUGCACAAAGUCAAGAAAUACAAGCAUGGAUUCAUACGUGACCCCUCAGUUAUGUCCCCUGAGAAUACGGUUGGUGAUGUGCUUGAAGCGCGCCGCAAAAACGGCUUCACCGGUUACCCCAUAACAUCGAAUGGUAAAUUAGGUGGCCGUUUGAUGGGUAUUGUGACAUCGCGCGACAUUGAUUUUCGUGAAAAUCAGCCAGACAUCAAACUGGGUACUAUUAUGACCACCGAAUUGAUCACUGCACCGAAUGGCAUCACACUGCCCAUGGCCAAUGCCAUAUUAGAGAAGAGUAAGAAAGGUAAACUGCCAAUUGUAAAUGAAAAUGGUGAGCUGGUUGCAUUGAUUGCGCGCACCGAUUUGAAGAAAUCUCGUUCAUAUCCGAAUGCCUCGAAAGAUAGCAACAAGCAAUUGUUGGUGGGCGCUGCUAUUGGCACACGCCCAGAAGAUAAAGACCGUCUUAAAUUGCUGAUUGAAAAUGGCGUUGAUGUAAUUGUAUUGGAUUCCUCGCAAGGCAAUUCCAUUUAUCAGAUUGAAAUGAUAAAAUUUAUCAAGAACACUUACGCAGUGCAAGUGAUUGGUGGCAAUGUGGUGACACGCGCCCAGGCUAAAAAUCUAAUAGAUGCCGGUGUUGAUGGUUUACGCGUUGGCAUGGGUUCCGGGUCGAUUUGUAUCACCCAAGAGGUUAUGGCCUGCGGUUGUCCACAGGCCACUGCUGUCUACCAGGUCUCCAUGUAUGCCAAACAGUUUGGCGUGCCAGUUAUUGCUGAUGGUGGUAUCCAAUCCAUAGGUCAUAUUGUAAAAGCAUUGUCACUGGGAGCGAGCGCUGUUAUGAUGGGUUCACUUUUAGCCGGUACAUCCGAAGCGCCUGGCGAGUAUUUCUUUUCGGAUGGUGUACGCUUGAAGAAGUACCGCGGUAUGGGUUCACUGGAGGCAAUGGAGCGUCGUGAUGCUAAAGGCGCUGCCAUGUCACGCUACUAUCACACAGAAAUGGAUCGCACAAAGGUUGCACAGGGUGUGAGCGGCAGUAUUGUCGACAAGGGUUCAGUACUGCGUUAUUUGCCCUACUUGGAAUGUGGACUGCAGCAUAGUUGCCAAGAUAUCGGCGCACGCACAGUCAAUGAAUUAAGAUCAAUGAUUUACAAUGGCAAGUUGCGUUUUAUGAAGCGCACACACUCCGCACAGCUCGAGGGUAAUGUGCAUGGUUUAUUCUCCUAUGAGAAACGACUAUUCUAACAGCCAGCGACAGCUUGUGCGCGUACCGGUAAUGCGUUAACUGCAAAUAGUCUGGUGCAGGGGCGCAAUGGUAGACUGGCGGCAUAUUUGCAGCGGAGUGGGACGUUGGGAGGUGGUGCAGCGGCAGCGUUUAGUGCAUACAAUACAGCGACGGGCACAGCAACAACACAGCGACGUCGGCAGUAAUAUAAGCGCUGUGUAGUAACGACUAUAACAACAACAAAUGUAUUAAGUGACACGCAUUGACAUUGUAUGAAGUAGUUCAAAACCGUUAUGAUGACAAAAUUGUGACAAUGCAAUACUGUUAAGUUGCUGUGGUUGAAUUCCCUUAAAAAAAUAUGCUUAUUGAGUAGUUAAUUGUAUACGCGCGCCUUAGAAAUUUUAUUCUUUGUUCAUGCCAGAUACUUAUGUAUGUGGUAAUGAAAACCUUAGCUGAAGUAGAUGGGAACUAUAUGAAACUAUUUGUACUUAGAAAAGUUCUGAAUACUGCUGUAUUAAGGAGUAAUACUAAAAUAUUUACUAGAAUUGCCUAUUUGUAUUUAUUCAGUUCCAUUCAAUUAAUAUUUAUUAAAUGCAAUUGAAUACUAAGUCCUAUUUUUAGUAUUAAGAAAUAGACAAUUUCAAAAAUUUUGUUGCAAAUUUGUAAAUUCAUAAAUAGCAGCGACAUAUUUGCCAACAAUUGGAAUGCUUUUAUUUUUUCUAAAUUAUUAUAUAAUAAUAGCUUACCUCAAUUAGCUCUGUACUUCAACUGCAAGUGUUGUUGAGUUGUUUUAUAUUUUUAUCCAACAAAUAGACAUUUAUUGAAUUUUAAUCACUUUAUUAAAUUUAUUAAAUAGGGAUGCAAAAUUGUACCAACUACAUAAUUCAUAUACAUACGUAUGUAUGUCGAAAUAUUAUACAAACAUAUUAAAAAACAAAAAACUGCGUGCAAGUAUGGAAAAAUUAUGCGCAUACUUCGGCAUGCAGAAGCGGAGGAAUAUGUAAUUUUAAAUUAGUUUAACAAAUUUGUGGUGUUUUAGAUUUUAUCGAUGUUAAAAAAAUACAUACAUAAAUAUAUUAGAAUACAUGCAUUACAUACAAACAUACAUACAUAUGGAUAAACAUUACAUGCAAUUCGUAAUUCCUUAUAAAUGUGAAGAGAUACAUACAUACAUACAUAUG